UAUGUUUACGUUCUUUUACCUGUUCGACUCCGUACCAGUGCAAUUCAGUGUAAAAUUUGUGUGCAGUGAUUUGUGGUGCAAGUACUCCGAAAAAAAUGGGUGAUGAGAAUGAAAAUUCGUGCGAUAAGUUCGACGAUGUGAAGCCGGACAAAAUGUUCACCCUGAAAAAGUGGAAUGCGGUGGCAAUGUGGAGCUGGGACGUCGAGUGCGACACCUGCGCCAUUUGCCGGGUGCAAGUCAUGGAUGCGUGCCUUCGCUGCCAGGCGGAAAGCAAGAAGGACACCCUCGGCCGUCAGGAUUGCGUCGUAGUUUGGGGCGAAUGUAACCAUUCGUUCCACCACUGCUGCAUGUCGCUGUGGAUCAAGCAGAACAAUCGCUGCCCACUUUGCCAACAGGAAUGGUCCAUCCAGAGAAUGGGCAAGUAGGGUUUCCGUCACAUCGAAGAAACGGCGAACCGGAGGAAGAAUCUUUCGAGUAAGAUG
Aedes albopictus (Asian tiger mosquito) is the source of this 482-nucleotide messenger RNA. It is a transcript of the gene Roc2, whose product is annotated as RING-box protein 2. The record is from RefSeq and is a predicted model, not a curated record. NCBI's taxonomy places the organism in Eukaryota, Metazoa, Arthropoda, Insecta, Diptera, Culicidae. The transcript is spliced from 2 exons. Gene Ontology annotation, cellular component: nucleus; Cul5-RING ubiquitin ligase complex. Gene Ontology annotation, biological process: ubiquitin-dependent protein catabolic process; protein ubiquitination. The coding region runs from base 96 to 425 and encodes 109 amino acids. Gene Ontology annotation, molecular function: ubiquitin protein ligase activity; cullin family protein binding; zinc ion binding.